This is a messenger RNA of Rotaria socialis, 858 nucleotides long. Lineage: Eukaryota; Metazoa; Rotifera; Eurotatoria; Philodinida; Philodinidae. The record is from the annotation of a GenBank genome assembly.
AUGGCACCAAAAAAGACAAAGGAGGAAUCACUGAAUCAACUGAAUAAGUACGUUUUGCUUCAUGACAACAAAACAUCUCGUUGCCAUGUUGUCACACGUGAUCAAUUAUCAUUUACGAAGAAGGAUAAUUUAAAAACUGAUACAUCUGCUUUAUUUAAUGCAGCAGGUGAUCCAUCCUAUCGUUUUAAAGGCAUUGUUCUUUCUUCAGACACGACGCAACAAUGUGAAAAAACAAAUAAAAAUAAAAAUAAUAAAGAACCUGAUGAAAAUGCAUCAGAUUCAUCGAAUGAAUUAAUUAUUGAUGAAAGUGAAGGAAAAGGUACAGAUGAUAAUAAUGAUGAAGAAUCAGAAGAUGAAAAUGAAGAUCUAACGUGCGCGACAAUAUCUCAACAACGUGUCCUGCAGCAAAUCAAUUGUAAUGUUGAUGUGACUCAUAAACGAAAAAAACCAUCUGGUGAAACACAUAAUGUUACUAACAAAACAAAACGUUCAACUGGAGUUUCUCAUUCUGAUUACGAGAAGCUGAAGCGUGAAAACAAACGAUUAGCUAAGGAAAUCGAUAUGUAUAAAAAUAAUUGGAUGCGUAAAUCUCCUAUUGUUUUGCUGAGGCAUUAUCCUUCAUUUUUUCCAUUAUUCAUCCAUUAUCGGCUACAUGGGAACCCAUGGCCAGCUAAUGCUUGUUCGUCACCUAUGAAUGAUGGUUCAGGUGUUGUUCAAUCACUUAUUAAUAAACAAGCACCAGCUUCAGGUCUAGAUGCUCUUUGUACAAAUGGAUCUGUUAUUGAACUUAAUAACGUGACUGUUGUCUUAAAUGAAACAAAUUGGGAAAUACAAAUUGUUGGUGCACAAUCAUCAUAG